Molecule: messenger RNA, 1065 nt
Organism: Cantharellus anzutake
Lineage: Eukaryota; Fungi; Basidiomycota; Agaricomycetes; Cantharellales; Hydnaceae
Exons: 4
Coding region: 1-1065 (354 amino acids)
Source: RefSeq, a predicted model, not a curated record
AUGACUUUCACCCCAUCCUCAUCACCUUUUCACAAACUGUAUGGCCACCUCUCCGACCCUGUCCGGAUCUUCACCAUUUCCGGCGAGUUUUCUGGGCACAAAAUCCCAUUGAGUGAGGAUUUACUCGAUGCUCGAAUGGUCAUGGAGGCGAAGCUAGGUAAUUUGCCAAAGAAGGCCAGGGUGUUUAUGAUGCUCAAUUCAACGACCGUGAUGUUUCUCUUGGUUUUGGUAGUGGUGUCGUCGAGCUUGCCGAUAUCGACCAUCAGUAUCGAAUUUGUCCAUGGCAGCCACCGAGUUGAGGGGAACAUCACCAUCCUUGGCCACGAUAUGACUUCCAUUAAUAUCGGUACUCUUCCCACCAAUCCUCUUCCUGCUGUAACUCGAGUAUCAGAUAAUGGAUUAUUUAUCGUACGGGUUCCACGGAACACUGAUAGUUCUUGGUACGACAGCAUGACCCUCAUAUCCAUUUCGGGUGACCCGCACAUGCACCACCUUGCACCCCCUACUUCCAACAGUUUCACUUCAACUUCCAACCCUCCUAUCUUAGCCUCCAAGUCUUCUACUAGGUCCUCUGCAUUCCCAGUGAUCGCUAUUCCUCACCGUCGCACGCUUGGAUUUUCUCCGGCCGCACGUUAUAUCGGCGCUUUUGAUGGCCUCAGUGCUUUCACCUGGUUGACAGGUUCAGGUGAGCUCAUUGCGAGUUAUUGUGUGACGGAUUUCGAUUUUUGGAUCAUGAAUCCUGCUGCUCCCCUCACCCGCUCUUAUCGCAUCCCUGAUCCUCCAUUUUAUUCGUCUGCUGCUGGAAGAGCUCCACUGCUCGGAGCCAGUAAAACACCCGGCAAGCUGUCAAUGUUCUUCAAUGGAAAAUUUGAACUCGUUAUUCCUGAGAAGUACCACCCAACCAUCCUUUCUGGUACUGAAUGUCCAGGCCCUUGGUAUGGUGAUAAAGUGCCAUCUGAUCCUACCCAUCUGUACAGCCCUCGGUCCAGCAGAGAUGGGACUCGAUUCCUCCUCCAAGGCUGGCAGAUGGCUCCAAUUGUUGUUGAUCUUAGCCAAGUCAUUUAG